Exophiala bonariae is the source of this 1062-nucleotide messenger RNA. RefSeq lists its product as uncharacterized. The transcript is spliced from 2 exons. Gene Ontology annotation, biological process: transmembrane transport. Bases 1 to 1062 code for a protein of 353 amino acids. Gene Ontology annotation, molecular function: transmembrane transporter activity. The record is from RefSeq and is a predicted model, not a curated record. Lineage: Eukaryota; Fungi; Ascomycota; Eurotiomycetes; Chaetothyriales; Herpotrichiellaceae. Gene Ontology annotation, cellular component: plasma membrane.
AUGGCUACAAAUGAUGCUAUGGCAAGGGAAAAAGGCAUUACGGAGAACGUCAUCUGUAACGAUCCUACCGAGGCACACCAUGAGAAGAUUGAUGCUGAAGAGCAGGAAAGCGUUCCACACUUCCAUGCUAAGACCUGGCUGGUAGUUCUCGCAGUAUCGCUGAUCUACGCCGCUCAUGUGAUGAACCUAGUCGGCCUGGGCACGCACGGCCUUGACAUAGUGGCAGUCAUCGGUGGCGCACAAAAGUCGUCUUGGCUGAUUGGAGUUAAUGUCAUCAUGGUGGUCGUCUUUGGUCCCCCUUUUAGUCAGGCUGCUGAUUUUUGGGGUCGCCGUUGGUUCCUUAUCGUCCCAACUUUUUGUGGCGGAAUCGGAUCCAUCAUUAUGUCGAGGGCAACAUCCAUGGAUAUGGCACUUGCUGGGCAAUGCAUUGUCGGUGUUUCGUAUGGUGCACAGCCUUUGCUGCAUGCCGUGGCUUCUGAGGUCCUUACGCAUCGCAAUCGGGUUGGUGCCCAAGCUGCAGUCAAUGCUGGGUCAGGCCUGGGAGGAGUCGCAGGUCUCCUUCUUGGAGCGGUGAUGAUGGGAAAUGGCAACCCAAGUGGUUUUCGCAAUUACUGGUAUAUGACUGCGGCUCUAUACCUCGUUGCUGCUGCUGUCACGACUAUAUUUUACACUCCACCACUGCGCAAAUUGCAGACCGAACUUUCACUCAAGGAAAAGCUCGGCCGCCUAGAUUGGAUUGGAUAUGUACUUCUUGGAAGCGGCCUUGUUCUUUUCAUGAUGGCCCUUUUCUGGGCACAAAAUCCUUAUCCUUGGAAAGAUCCACAUAUCCUUGCUCCUCUGCUGAUUGGCGCGACAAUUAGUGCUGCUUUUGUCACAUACGAGUGGAAGCUCAAGGCAGAUGGUAUGGUCCACCACGGUUUGUUCUCACAAGACCGCAACUUUGCUAUUGCCCUUGGUUGCAUCUUCUGUGAGGGACUCGUAUACUUUGCCGCAAACGCUUUCAUGCCUUUUCAGCUGGAGAUCCUCUAUGAAACGAGCAAAAUAAGAAUAGCAUUGCAGUAA